AUGGUUCGUCCACCACCAACCUUCUUUCCUCACCCGUCCCAUGUUACUGGUUCAGCUGCAGCUGUUACUAUUGUUGAUGCUGGUGGUGGUGACGAUAAUAGCAGAAAUGGUGCAGCUAUUUUAUAUUACUUAGAUAUGGAAGAGUUAGAAAAGAGCGACAGAGAUGAAGUUUCCCAGUUUCUGCCUGCAUUGCUUGCCAAGAGAUAA
Enterobius vermicularis (human pinworm) is the source of this 207-nucleotide messenger RNA. The record is from the annotation of a GenBank genome assembly. Lineage: Eukaryota; Metazoa; Nematoda; Chromadorea; Rhabditida; Oxyuridae.